Molecule: messenger RNA, 435 nt
Organism: Lactuca saligna
Lineage: Eukaryota; Viridiplantae; Streptophyta; Magnoliopsida; Asterales; Asteraceae
Source: the annotation of a GenBank genome assembly
AUGAGAAGCAAAGACAUCUACUUCUACCUUCCACAAGAGUCUUUAAGUCAGGGAAUUCAUACACUGGUGAAUGAGGGUGAUUACAAAGAAUUUUUGGAUUUGGCUUAUGCAAAUGAGAGGAGAAGGAAUGUGUAUGUAGAACACCAGAAUAAACUAAUAUUCGAAUGGAUUGCGAAAGAGGAAAAUGAAGAUGAAGACUACAAUUGUGAAGAGGAUGAAGACUUAGUCUUGUCGGACACUUAUUCUGUUGACCAUGAAGAAGGUGAUGUUGAAUAUCCAUUCCCAGCCAACAAAACCAUGGGUGACAGGUUCUUAAACAAACUUUGUCUACAUACAAUAAAUGUAGAUGAAGAUGUUGAAUAUGUUAAACCUCAAUACCAUGUGCAUGAUGAUAGACAACCAUGGAAUCAGAUGAAACCACUGUAUCCGGGCUAG